Molecule: messenger RNA, 1371 nt
Organism: Penaeus indicus
Lineage: Eukaryota; Metazoa; Arthropoda; Malacostraca; Decapoda; Penaeidae
Product: serine/arginine repetitive matrix protein 1-like
Exons: 3
Coding region: 1-1371 (456 amino acids)
Source: RefSeq, a predicted model, not a curated record
AUGAGGCAGUACGUCCGUCGGGUCAAAAUCGAUGAGUGUCCUGAUGACGGACAGCCCGCGGGCACGCGCUUGCCCCCCCGACGACGAGCUGCUCCUGUCUACUACGACCCGCCCCCGCCGCCGGACCGACGCCGUCGCGCGUCGCAGCCCGGCCUCAAGAUCCACGCCCGCCCAAGAGUCGACGUCCGCGCGCCAAGAGCCGACGGCGAACGAAGAGACAGAGAGGCCAAGGGUAAGGACGCCGCCGCGCUGCCGCCAAGGGACAAGGCGGAACGUGCGGUAGCGGGUUUAAUUAAGAUAAGAAGGACGCGGCCCGGCGGGCGGUGGGCCGCCGUCGUGCGCUGCGGCCCAUGUGCUGGAGGACCACAAGGGACCGAGACGGAGAACCGCCACGCAAAUUGUACGACUCGGCCCGCCACCUCGCCCGACACCAGGACCGCUACGAGGCCCCAGGCCAGCGCGACACGGAGAGCAGCGACGCGACACGACACGCUCUGCGAGGCGAGGACCAAGUCGCUCACUCGGAGCGGCAGGCGUUUCGUGGUAGUUCGUGUCGAUGCGGAGAAGCGAAGCUGGAUAACGACCGACAUGAGAAAGGAUCUCGGUAUCAAUACUGCAGGACGGAACACGGCCGUCCAGGUGUCCACCAUGAUGAACAGAUCGCGCCACAGUCAAGUAACAGCCCUUCGGUGUCGCCGCGAGGAGGGAGGAACAAAAAGGGAACGCUCCGCACAGCCGAGAAAGCGGCCGGCCGGCGCCGGGAAGUCGCUCCUCACGCCACCCGAGCCGCUCAUGCGACGGACCUGCUCGAAAGGGGUUCGGAGGAGUCUUCCAGAACCAACACGCCGCGCCCCCACGGACAUCAGCCCGGUCUUCAUGUUCCCCCCGACACUGACGCGGGGCCCCGCCCCGCGCGCCAAAAUCCCCCGCCCGGAGGAGGAACUCUCGCAAAAACAGCCCGCGAAUUCCUGUGCCUCUCUGGGCCCCGCACCGCCAACAAGGCGCGAAGAUGAGACCGGACAACAGCCACAACCGUGCCCUCAGGACGGCAGGGUCCACGCUACUCGGAGGCGGAUGCGCGCGGAGGCGGCGCGCGCAGUGAUCUCCGUGUGCGCUGGCGGAGAAGGAGAGGAAGGUGACGCCCCGGUCCCCGGGCAACGCGGAGGACCUCGGAGCACGCGGAGCGGCGCUGUCCGAGCCCCGGUGGGGCGGGGGGGGGAUCCGCGGCGCCUCGCGCGAUGUUUUCCAGCCUCCGUCAGCCAGGAGACCACUCGAGGACCCGCGGGACCUCACGCCGGCCUGCGCAGACGCACAGGAAGCAGGGCCGUCGUCGAACGUACGUCCACGGACGCCGAGCGAGACGCCAGCUAA